This is a messenger RNA of Kazachstania africana CBS 2517, 1083 nucleotides long. RefSeq names its product NAD(P)-dependent alcohol dehydrogenase. The transcript has a single exon. Gene Ontology annotation, molecular function: alcohol dehydrogenase (NADP+) activity; zinc ion binding. The record is from RefSeq and is a predicted model, not a curated record. Bases 1 to 1083 code for a protein of 360 amino acids. Gene Ontology annotation, biological process: alcohol metabolic process. NCBI's taxonomy places the organism in Eukaryota, Fungi, Ascomycota, Saccharomycetes, Saccharomycetales, Saccharomycetaceae.
AUGUCCUACCCAGAAAAAUUUGAAGGUAUUGCUGUCUUGGAUCACAAAGAUUGGAAACAUCCAAAAAAAGUUCAAUUCGAACCAAAAACAUUCUACGACAAUGAUAUCGAUAUCAAAAUCGAGGCUUGUGGUGUUUGUGGGUCCGAUGUUCAUAUGGCUUCAGGUAACUGGGGUGAUGUAAAGAAACCAUUAGUUGUAGGUCAUGAAAUUGUAGGUACUGUCGUCAAAGUUGGUUCCAAGUGUACUUCCGGUAUGAAAGUAGGUGACCGCGUUGGUGUUGGUGCUCAAGUUCACUCUUGCUUGACUUGUGACCGUUGUAAUAACGAUAACGAACAAUACUGUCCAAAUGUUGUUUUCACAUACGGUUUUGACUACCCAGAUGGCUACAACGGUAAAGGUGGUUACGCAAAUUAUAUCAGAGUCCACGAGCACUUUGCAGUUCCAAUUCCUGAAAAUAUUCCAACUCAUUUAGCCGCCCCAUUAUUAUGUGGUGGUAUUACCGUCUACUCUCCAUUAUUAAGAAAUGGCUGUGGUCCAGGUAAAAAAGUCGGUAUUCUAGGUAUUGGUGGUAUCGGUCACAUGGGUAUCAUAUUCGCUAAAUCCAUGGGUGCCGAAGUCUACGCAAUUUCUCGUUCUGAUGCCAAGAAAGAAGAUGCAUUUAAAUUAGGUGCUGAUCAUUUCAUUGCAACUAAAGACGAACCAGAUUGGGGUAAGAAAUAUUUCGAUACCCUUGAUUUAAUAGUCAUCUGUGCAGGUUCACUAAAGGAUGUCGACUUCGACAACCUUCCAAAAGCUAUGACUGUCGGCGGUAAAGUUGUCUCCAUUUCCAUCCCAGAAGCCUCAGAAAAAUUAGAAUUCAGUGCUUUCGGUUUAGCUGGUAUUUCUAUUGGUAAUUCAUCUUUAGGCUCUAUGGUUGAAUUAAAACAGUUACUAAAACUUGUUUCUGAGCAAGACUUACGUGUUUGGGUUGAAACUGUCCCAAUUAGUGAAGAUGGUGUCCGUCAAGUUUUCGAAAGAAUGGAAAAGGGUGAUGUUAGAUAUAGGUUUGCUCUAACUGAUUUUGACAGAGAGUUCACCAACUAA